AUGGACGUUGAUCUCGAGUUAGGAAUGAACAUAUCUUGCAAAGAGCUGCGAGUGCUUUUACUUCAUGAAUUCCGUUUGGGUUACAAAACAACGGAAGCAACAAGCAACAUAUCCAGCACGAUGAGCAAGGAUGCACUCUUCAUUCGUACAGCGCAACAUUCGUUCAAUUGGUUCAAAAACGAUAACUUCGAACUCGACGAUUUACCUCGUGUCGGAAGACCACUUGAAGUGGAUAUGGAUGUUUUGAAGCAGCUUGCCGAAGAAGAUCCUAGAUUGACUACACGGUGUUUAGCAGAGCGACUUGGGUGCUAUCAUGCUACAGUGGAAACACAUCUGCGCGAAUUAGGCAAAACGUGGAAAUAUGGAGUUUGGAUACCACAUGAAUUAUCACCACUUCAGCUCCAACAUAGGGUUGACGCUUGUAUGAAAUUAUUGACGUCUCAUCGCAACUACCAAUGGCUCCACAAUCAUAUUACUGGCGAUGAAAAGUGGGUGUUGCAUGUUAACCACACACGCAAGCGACAGUGGCUGGGAGCUGGACAAACAGGUGUAUCAACGCCCAAAAAUGAUCUCCAUCCAAAGAAGAUCAUGCUUAGCGUUUGGUUGGGAGCAAAAGGAAUUAUUCAUUGGGAACUUCUGCCAACUGGCUGUACCAUCACUGCUGAUCUUUACUGCAAACAAUUGGACCGGGUUGCAGCAAAACUUCAGGGGAAGCAGGACAAAAUUUAUUUUUUGCAUGACGACGCCAGACCUCAUAUCGCAAAGUCGACUCGGGAAAAAUUAUUGAAGCUCGGAUGGAUUACUGUUCCACAUCCACCUGAUUCUCCAGACUUGGCUCCUACAGACUACCACUUGUACCGUUCGCCGUCCAAUCAUCUAAACGAGAAAAAAUUCGACGACGAGAAGCACCUCAAAAUGGAUCUUGCCGACUUCUUCGGCCAAAAGUCCCAGGACUUCUACGAACGUGUGAACUUUUCUCUACCAGAGCGCUGGCGACAAGCCAUAGAUACUAAUGGAGCAUACAUUGUUGAAAGCUAG
Molecule: messenger RNA, 1038 nt
Organism: Rotaria socialis
Lineage: Eukaryota; Metazoa; Rotifera; Eurotatoria; Philodinida; Philodinidae
Source: the annotation of a GenBank genome assembly